This is a messenger RNA of Cherax quadricarinatus, 4170 nucleotides long. The record is from RefSeq and is a predicted model, not a curated record. Lineage: Eukaryota; Metazoa; Arthropoda; Malacostraca; Decapoda; Parastacidae.
UACCAACAAGCAGUGUUAUCGUGUGACGCUACAUAGGUGUCAGACACUGGGUUAUUGGCACUCUCGUGACCUAGGUGCCUCCUACCAACAAGCAGUGUUGUAGUGUGACGCAACGUAGGUGCCAGACACUGGGUUACUGGCACUCUCGUGACCUAGGUGCCCCCUACCAACAAGCAGUGUUGUCGUGUGACGCAACAUAGGUGUCAGACACUGGGUUACUGGCACUCUCGUGACCUAGGUGCCCCUACCAACAAGCAGUGUUGUAGUGUGACGCAACAUAGGUGUCAGACACUGGGUUACUGGCACUCUCGUGACCUAGGUGCCUCCUACCAACAAGCAGUGUUGUCGUGUGACGCAACAUAGGUGUCAGACACUGGAUUACUGGCACUCUCGUGACCUAGGUGCCUCCUACCAACAAGCAGUGUUGUCGUGUGACGCAACAUAGGUGUCAGACACUGGGUUACUGGCACUCUCGUGACCUAGGUGCCUCCUACCAACAAGCAGUGUUGUAGUGUGACGCAACAUAGGUGUCAGACACUGGGUUACUGGCACUCUCGUGACCUAGGUGCCUCUACCAACAAGCAGUGUUGUAGUGUGACGCAACAUAGGUGUCAGACACUGGGUUACUGGCACUCUCGUGACCUAGGUGCCUCCUACCAACAAGCAGUGUUGUAGUGUGACGCAACAUAGGUGUCAAACACUGGGUUACUGGCACUCUCGUGACCUAGGUGCCUCCUACCAACAAGCAGUGUUGUAGUGUGACGCAACAUAGGUGUCAGACACAGGGUUGUCAGGAACAAUAUAAGAGAGAAACGUAUAGAAAACUUCUCAUGUUAAAAAAUUAAUUCGUAAAAGCUUUACAUUGAAUUGCGUGGAAGAUGAAAAUCUGGCCUAUACGUAAGAGAAUUUCUCAGAUUUCAGAUUUUUUUUUCUAAAUUUUUUGGCCCACACGUCCUCAAUCAUGCCUCCUUUCCAUUUUUUUUAGUUAAAAAAUAAGAUAAUUUUGUAUAUAUUUUUUAUUUCGUUCUGUAUAGUUUAUUAAAAUCCCAAAAUAAGAAAAAAUACAUAACUUAAAUUCAAUAAAAGAAUGGCAUUAAUAUCCUGUAGAAAUUUUAGCUUCUGACAUUAACUUUGCGGGUGUUUGUGUUUGUAUAUCUGUCGAUUAUUUUAUUCAGCUCUAAAUUUUUGGCAGUUUUCAGUUUUAGUGCCUUCUGAGGCUGUUAAACUGAGCCUCAGGGACGUACAUGGGAGAAAAGACUCGUGUGAUGCCUUCUGAAGGUGCCAAUACUCCAUCAAUGUUCUUCAGGACUGACGCCAUACAUUGUUUACGUUUGUGUGGCUAGUGCAGCUUGUUAUAGUGCCACCACUACUACCACCAUCACUACCACCAUUACCCAUCAUCACUACUACCAAUACCGCCACCAACAUGAGUCGACCGCUGGCAAUGAUCACCCUCACUCCGGCCCUGGAGAAAAGAUUUUCCAAAGAGAGAAACAAACCUCUCAAGAUCCAACCAGAGAACAUCAGCCUCAAAUCGAUUCGCGAACGUCGAGAACGACUGGAAGCUAUGAUUCAAAGCCGACGCUUGCCUCUCAUCGCUCCCAGCCCCGGCAGCACCCCCUCCAGCAGCCCCGGCAGCACCCCCGCCAGCAGCCACACUAACGACAAGCCCUCCAGGAUGUCUCUAUCCCCACACUGGAAGGAGAAAGAGAAGCUGGAGAGACACCCAACUAAUCAACAGCCCAACACCUCCAGCGUCAGACUCUCGCCCCUCCAAACCCACAAAAACAGCAUUAAUCGUCUGCCGAUGAUCAAAAAACUUCAGCCUCAACAACAGCAGAAGCAGCAGCAGCAGAAGCAGCAGCAACAGCAACAACAGAAGCAGCAGCAACAGAAGAAGCAGCAGCAGCCGAUGAGACAGGACACUCACAUCCAGCAGAGACGGCAGCAGCUGCAGGAAAAGCAGCAGCAGAGGCACGAGCAGAGACAGCAGCAACAGCAGCAGCUUGAGCAAAAGAAACAGCAACAUCAGCAACAAAAGCAACAGCAGCACGAGCUGAAGCAGCUGCAGCAGCAGCAGAGACAGCAGAAGAUUCAGCAGCUGAAGGAGGAUAAGGAGGGGCAGCUGUCCAGCCCAGCCACAAUAGAACACCUCAACCAGAUGCACAAGCAGAUGACCAUGGAGAUACAUCUGUUGAUGCAGCAGCAGAUGCAGCAGAUGCAGCAGCUGCUGCAGCAGAAGAAGGAGCACCAGCUUCGGAAGCAGCAGAAGCAGGAACACCUAGAGCAACAAAGAAUACAGCAGAGGAUGCAGGAGGCGAUGGAGGAGACGCUGAAGAAACCUGCGCAGGAAGACCACGACGAGAAGGAGGAACAAGAGGCGACAAUAACACCUCAGAAGAAGCACUCACCUCCACCUCACGUGGAGGAGCCGACGCUCCGACCACAAGACAGGCAGCCUCCGGACACCACUGACAACCCUCAGGAUGUGGAAGCAAGAGAGAGUCUCCCUGCUGAUGACGGCAAGGUUAAAGAGGAAAACGAAGAGGCAGUGGGAGAGGAAGAAGCUGGAGAAGAAGAAGUGGAGGAGGAAGAGGAUGACAUCUCUGAUGAAGUGGAUGACAUCGUGGAAGGUAUCCGUAGCGGAGAUCGUCGUCGACAGCUGGCCAACACGGAGAAGGCGAGGGUGUUGCUCUCCUCUGACAAGCCUCCCAUCAGCCAGUUCAUCAAUGCCGGCAUAUUGCCUCCCUUAGUCGAGUGCAUGGGCAAGAGUGAGAACCCGGAGUUGCAGGUGGAGGCAGCCUGGGCUGUGACCAACAUCGCUUCUGGACCUUCUCAGUACACACGCGCCCUCGUCGAUGCGGGGGCCGUGGGCGUGCUAGUACGUCUACUCUCCUCCCCGGACGUGGCCGUCAAGGAGCAAGCAGUGUGGGCGCUGGGCAACAUCGUGGGCGACGGAGCAGAGUACAGAGACAGGGCACUGAAGGAGGGCAUCGUCAGGCCCCUGGUCAACCUCCUCCACACUACCAUGCCACUAGCACUGCGCCGUCAGGUCUGCUGGGUCAUUACCAACCUCUUCCGUGUGAAGAACCCAGCCAUCAGUCUUGAGGAUCGCAAGGAGUGUGCCCGUGCCCUCAAGGAGAUGGUGGCACACCUAGAUACCCAGGUUCAAGCUGACGCACUCUGGGGCGUGGCCUACUACGCUGAUAUGGGACCUAAGGCCGUUGACGAGCUGGUGGAGUGUGGUCUGGUGAGAGAUAUGGUCCAGCGUCUCUACUCAGACCAGGAGAAGGUGGUCAUUGCCGCUCUCAGGGCCACCGGCAGCGUGGCAGCAGGAACCAACGAACAGACGGACGCUGUGGUACAGGCGGGUGCGCUGCCCAUCUACAGAGAGAUGUUGAACAAUCCAAACCUAGGGGUAAGCAGAGAGGCUGCCUGGAUACUCUCUAACAUCACCGCUGGCACCACCAGACACAUCCAGCUGGUCAUUGAUGUUCAGGUGGUACCAGCUCUCAUCGCUGCCGUCGAGAAGGAUGACGAGGAGCUGAGGAAGGAAGCGACAUGGGCCUUAUCUAACCUGACCUCUGGUUGUACGACGGAGCAGGCAGCAGUGUUGGUGAAUACUGGCGUGAUGGCCUCCUUCUGCAGGGUGAUGGCUGGCGACGACCCUGGCAUGGUGCUUGUGGCCCUCGACGCUGUCAACAACAUCUUUAAGAAAACGGAGAAGGUUGAUACUCUGGUGCGUAUUAUGGAGAGUUAUAGCGGCCUCAAUACCUUAUCGUCACUGCAAAAUCACCAGGAAGCUCAGAUUUCCAAGAUGGCCAAGUAUCUUCUGCAGACGUAUUUCCAGAAGAGCGGCUAGCAGAAGCAGAGACGAAUGAAGAAGGAGGAGGAGGAGAAGGAGGAGAAGGAGGAGAAGGAGGAGGAGGAGGAGAAGGAGGAUUUGAAUCUCCAAGUCUGUGUACUUGAGCCAUAGACUCCCAGACGAGACUACAAACUGACUAUAUCAACCAGACCAUAGCGUUCCACAAACAAUAAAUAUUUGUGAAACGCUAUUGGGUUCGAACCUGUGAAUUCCAAGGAAGCAGAGACAGUCUCGACCAGGCUAUGGCUAGUAGGAGCAGGCAUUUGUUUUUGCUUUUUUUUGUUAAUAAAAACUCCGUACAUGAA